AAAUGUGUGAUCAAUGACUCAAUUGUAAACCAUAUUUUGAGUGAAGCGCACACAUUAUUCCUUUGGACAUAUAUAUAUAUUCAACGUUUUGUCAAACAAAACUAUACGAAUCGAAACGUGCUCUCUAUACAACGUUUUGAGAGAAGAAGAAAAAAAACUAGUAAACGAAUCGACAAAGAAUCACGCGUAGUUGGCUAGUGUUUUGUUUAUUUAUGAAAAUUAUCGAGAAGAAAAGGGAAGAAAAAGAAGAGGAAAAACAAACCAUAGAACGAUUAGUACGCAUCGGUGUUUUAAUUACCUUACGAAAUAAAGGAACAAAACUGCAUCGAAAUCACCCAAAGGAAAAUAUUUCAUACCGCAAUUUUUGAGGAUAUCCCGCAUUCUCUGGAACUUCGAUUGAAGAUGUCCGCACACCUCACCAUCGUUUUGACAAUAGCAUUUGCAAUGAUUGUAAAUGCUCGCAUUGUCGUUGCGCGCUCAGCAUCCAUGCUGCCAGCUGAAAUGCUGAAAAACAUGGAAGCCGAACGAUUACAAAAUAAAAUGACAUAUGAAGAAUACCAGCGUUACAUGGAAGGAUGGCCAUAUCCAAUGCUUGAUCUGGAACAGGCUCCACCAGUUCCAGGCUAUGUACAUGUUUACGAGAAACCAUCACACGAAGAGAUGAGCAAUAACCGAGUGGACGAAUUAAAAGCCAUCGAAUACCCAGAAUCAGAACCAUUACCAGUUGCACAGGCAUUGACCAAUGAUGAUCCUAAAGGGCCAUUAUACAAGAAAAGUGGUUCACAUUACCAUAUGACAAUCUGCCACUUUAAGAUCUGUAACAUGGGCCGUAAACGAGAUACUUACAAUCAAAAAUAUUAAAAUCUGAUGCAGCCUUUGAAUUGUUGAGAAUUUGGAUGUUGACCGCGAACAAACAUCAACGGCAAUCCAAAUACAUUUAUCGCCAAAUUAUAUUUUACUACUCACAAACAAGCAGCAACAACAACAACAUCUUAAUUGAAAAAUCAAAUCGUUUUGGCAUAAUCUACUUUAUGAUGAUCACGUGAAUACCAAUAUUUUUUUUUUGGCGAAUCAAUGUGGACUUCAAAACUCAUCCCUCUCUCUCUCUCUUUCCCUAUACAUACUCUUCAGUAAUCAUAGAUAACGUAAUCGCAUAAUUAAAGAGAUAAAAACCAAUAAAUGUUCGGCGAUAAUGUUCACAGGCACAUUUCAUUUUGUAAUUGUUGAAUGAAUUUAUAAAAAUGUAUUUAUAUUGUACGUUAAUUACCACAGCAGUAUACAUUUAUUUAUAGCAUAUAAGGAUACACACAAAAAGAUCAAAAAAAAAACUAAAAAAAGAAAUAUUCACUCACUUAAAACAAACAAGCAUCUUCUCGAAUUGUGUCUCUUUUUUAUUUUUUUCUUUUGUCUCAAACAUUUUAUUUAUUUAUGAAUUGAGCACGUGAAAUAUGCAAAAAUAAAGAAAACAAAAAUUGUAAGUGCAAAUUAAUGCAUUCUGAAACAUUGAAUAAAUAUUAAAAUAAAUUAGUUCAUUUGAAAUUCAUGCAAAAUCAUCGUCCAAACUCACCGCCACGAAUUCUGUCCAUGCUGUACGAAAAUUUACGUAAGUAAUAAUUUAGUCUGCGAUAAACCACUGUAUCAAUGGUUCGAUUUUGAAAAAUGCGCGCGAGAUUGUAUUUGAUGUGUGUGUGUGUGUGUGUGUGUGUGUGGCACAUUGGACGCACUCAUCGUCUGAGUAAGCUUUCAUUGUCGGAGUAACCAAUUGCAAAAGCACAAAACAGCUGUCAAUUGCGUUGAGCCCGUAAUUUUGUGUGAUAAAUUUUAUAUAUUCAUUCAGAAAAAGGGACACACAAUACAACAAAAAAAAGAAGCGAAAAAAAACGAAACACACAUCAGUAGUCAUGGCUGUCUGCGGUGCACGAAGAACAAGUUCAUGAUUACAUAGACAAUUUCGUUUAUUCGGUAAUUAAAAUGGAAAUCAACUUGCAAUCACUUUGAACGGAUGUCAAUUCGUUGACACGAAAUAAAUCGCCAUUUGAAUCUCACGGCAGCAAAUCGUGUAUUGUUUUGUUUGCGAAUUUGAAACGAAACCAAAAGACAAGAAACCACUGCAAAUACAAAUCUCACGUAAACAAAGUGUGAAAUUUCUGUUUUUUUUUUCUUCAUUCAAACGCCCAAUUGUUUACACCACCAAUCGAAUCAGACACAGCCUCCCGAGUUUGCCAUAUGAUUUUGUUGUUCUGUUAUGGCCAGUGUCAUUAAUUGUCUGAUUAAAGAAACAUUCGCAAUUUGAUCGUGAUUUAAUAUUUCUGUUUCUGCGUCGUUGUUUUUCCUUUCAACUGUUUUUCUUUCUCCGUUGCUUUCAUUUUCGAUUUGAUUCGAAAAUCUAUUUUUGUGUGUGGUUGCAUUUGUGAGUGAAUACCAUUUUUCUCUAACCUAUUUGCCCAAUAAGAAAAUAAGAAAUGGCAUCAACGUUGCAAUUGGAAUUUGCGCAAGCAAUGUCCGAUUUUAAGACAAUGUUUCCUGAUAUGGAACGAGAUGUGAUUGAGGCUGUGCUACGUGCGAAUCAGGGAGCCGUCGAUGCGACCAUCGAUCAACUGUUAGCGAUGUCAACCGAUAAUCAGAACGAAAAACUUCGUAAUGAAUUGGAGCAAAGUGCCUCACCGUCACAGAGAGUGCAAAAUAAAUCGGGAAUUGUAGAAGAGGAUUUAAUUGUACCGCUUAGCUCAACAAAUGUGUCGACAUCAACGAACCGAGUAACUGGUGCGUCGCCAAAAGUGAAAUGUCCAUCGAUUUCGGCAGCGGCCACAUCAUCCGGUAGCGCUCGACCCAUUAAAUCCAAUACAAACAGAUGGGAUCCACCAUUAUUGUGUCCAUUGCCGCCAUCCUUUUUAAGAUUAACACCAAACGAAAAUCGCACGGACUUCGACAUUCCCGACGAACAAUUCGCUAUAAUGCUACAAAAUGAGGAGUUUAUGAAUGAAUUGCGAUGGAAUCAAGAAUUCAUGUUAGCAUUAGAGAAGGAGCAACAAGAGAAAGGACGUAACGUUGAGGAUUUAGUGUUUACAGAGCGAUUAAAACACAUGGGCAAACGAUCGCGCAAGAAAUUCAUGCAACUGGCCAAAGUGUUCACUUGGCAACGCAAUAAAAAACCGGGCGCCGUACGACAUCCCGACUCAUUGCUACUGCAAGAGGAGCACAGUGAUGACGACGAACCGAGACGCAUACCAAAAAAGUAAUUUGUAAUUUUUAAGCGAAUGCAAACGGUUGCGAGUAAACGAGAAAGUGAAAGAGUGAAAGACAGAGAAUGAAGGGGAACAAAUGCACAAGUAUCGAUUUGAUUGAUUUUUGGGAAUUAGUCGGACAAAAACAUGCGACUGGCUGAACACCACACGAACAAAACAAACAAAUAAACCAAAAAGUAUACAUAACCAGAUUUUAAUGGACAGAACCAUGUACAAAAACCAACUGCUUGUUUACUAGAUAAUAGAAACAAGAAAUGCGUAAACGAAAUAGCGCCUCAAGUCAUCACAACCGAAAGAGAAGAAGAAGAAUUAGUGUUUUUUUUAGAUUGAAAACCAAAAAUUAAAAGAAAGAGAACGGACAACAGUCAAACGAAUCACAAAAUAACGGGCUAAGAUCCUAGUUCAUCUUUAGCUAAAGCUAUAAAAACAAAUUUAAAAUUAGACAUAAGAACUACAAUUUACACAAAAAAACAACAACAACUAAAUUCAAUUGGUUCUUUUUAUAUCUUUUUUAUAGUCAAAAGAGUGUUUGAAAUACUGUAUAUGACUACUAACUCUUGUUAGCGUUUGCUUAAUGCUCGAACACACGUUUUUUUUUUGUCUCGUGCAUUAUUUUCUUCUUUUUUUUUAUGAUAUACACUAUACACAUUUAUACAUAUACAUAUACAUAUAUUUCUAUUUUAUUUCGUUUUGUUAAAAUAAAAGUUUGUGAUAUUUUUCUUUUCUCAGUUCAUUUGAUGAAAUUUACAAGGAAUUUUUUUUGCCAGUUUUUUUAUUGCACCUACUUAUUUAUUUUAUAUGUUGAACUCAAAAAAUAAAACAUCGUCAUUUAAUGAUUGCUUUUUGUUCUGCAGAAAUUAAAUUUUUCAAUUAAGAUUAUUAUUCGGUACAUUUAGUUAACAUGUUCAGUCGAGUGGAAAAAGGUCGAUCAACCAAUAAAUAUUUUAUUCUGUUUGGAAAUUGAAAAAAAUGGACAAGUUUGAGUAAAAAAAAAGAAGAAGAAGUAAUUGUGAGUUUAUUCUCACAAGAGUGUGACCAAAAAUGAUUUUUGUUCCCAUUUAGUACCUAGGCAAUUGUUAUUGGUUGCGAAUUCCCAUUCGACAUCAAAUAUAGCGUAAACAAGAAAAAAAAAUGUCCUGUUAAAAUGCUUCAUCGUUUUUCCCUCUAUUACCACUGAAUCGAUGUGAAAUUUAAGAGAGAAAAAAAACGUUUAAUGCAUUCAGUUAAAGAGUUGGAAGAGAUCAUUUAAAUGCGAUUUGAGAUAGUAUUUGAUGGUUUAUUUGACAAUGAAAUAUAGAUUUAGAAAUCAAAUAAUGUUCUGUAACUUCAUAUUGAAACAAAUAAUAAUAAAAUAAAAAUAAUUAUUUCAAUCACAA
Molecule: messenger RNA, 4621 nt
Organism: Sitodiplosis mosellana (orange wheat blossom midge)
Lineage: Eukaryota; Metazoa; Arthropoda; Insecta; Diptera; Cecidomyiidae
Product: CUE domain-containing protein 1
Exons: 6
Coding region: 2463-3239 (258 amino acids)
Molecular function (GO): ubiquitin binding
Source: RefSeq, a predicted model, not a curated record